Molecule: messenger RNA, 2472 nt
Organism: Psilocybe cubensis
Lineage: Eukaryota; Fungi; Basidiomycota; Agaricomycetes; Agaricales; Agrocybaceae
Exons: 3
Coding region: 1-2472 (823 amino acids)
Source: RefSeq, a predicted model, not a curated record
AUGGGUGUUCACGGCUUGACGACUUAUCUACGCGAAAAACGACGCACGCUUUCGACAACAACGAUCGUUUCUGGUUCCACGAACUCUCUAGUUCCGGUUGUGGUAGAUGGCUGGUCCUUCAUUUACGAUCUUUACCAGAGUUCCCGUUUGCCUUGGGUUUACGGCGGCGAAUACAUAGAAUUUGUGCGACUCGUUCAAAUUGUUGUUCAAGCUUGGAUCAAAGCUGGAUUGGAAGUGCACUUUGUAUUCGAUGGUGCUUGCCCUGAUCUUAAAUUUGCAACAAUUGUCUCCAGGCUUGGACAAUCCCAUGUUCUACCUGCUCAGCUCUUUUUCCGAACAUCAUCGGCUUCGAGAAGCUCUGGCAGGUUUCUAGGAGAAAAUCGUAUAUUACCCCCUCUCACCUAUUCUGCCUGCCUUUAUGCAUUGGAAGUAGUUCGCCGAACAACGCCAGCUUUGGAGAUCCAUUUCGCUGACGAAGAAGGGGAUCCGUACGCGGUAGAACUGGCCGGCAGACUGGAAGGAUACGUUGUUGGCAACGACUCUGAUUUCGUUAUACUCAAUUCAGAGGGGUAUCGCGGAUACAUACCAUUGGAUGAGUUAGUUUGGCAGCUGCCACCAUCCGAAGCAACAACUCCGACUAAUGAGGUCAACGAUGACUUUCAGACUGUCAAAACAUCCAAAGCAAAGAAGAAGAUCCCGCAGUAUCUUCAACAUGCAGCCGGACUCCUGCCUCCCGACAACACAGAUGGACUAUCCUUGUCAUUCACUUCCUACAGCCCGCAAUCUUUGGCCAAGCACUUGAAUAUACCGGUCACUUUGCUUCCUCUUUUUGGGGCUCUUGUAGGCAAUGAUUUUUCUCGUGAAUCUGAAUCGAGUUCCCGCAAAAUCCAGGGAAUGUUCUUCGAACGCCAUCUCACUCUUAGCCAGCGUAUAGAUAAAGUUGCGAAUAUUAUGAAGGCCGUGGUAUCACCAGGAACUACACCUCGUGGUAAGGCCAAACACCAAGUCGGCAGCGUUAUGGACCUCAUUGAUCGAACCGUGAAUUGUCUUUUGGAUCGGCAGACGGCGGUGAUGGGCUCCGGGGAAAUAGAGUCUAUCAUCGACAAGAUAGUAAAUGCUACACUCCAAUAUGCUAUUCCAAAACAUGAAGGUGAUGUAAUUGGUCGCAAAAGUCUUUGGCCCACGAGCGUUUGCGCGUUACAUAUGCCAGAGUCAUGUCCCAUUCUGCCAAUUAUUUCACAUAACGUUGUGCGCCAGGCCGAAUUAUCUGACCAAGCAGAUCCCAACCUUCUGGAGGCCAGAGGCCAAUUGUUGGAUGCCUACCGCAAUGGAAUGUUGUCUCCGAAAACCAUGGAUAUACUCAACACAGCGUCCUCAUGGCCUCGUCUUUUUCUCGAGAACCCUGACUUAGAAACAGUAGCAAGAAGUCUUGGCAGGCCUAUCCGUGAAUGGAUAUAUGCCAUCUUGCAGGAUAGUUUAGGACUACCCUUCACUGAAGCACCCGAUGGGAGCACAGGAGACAACUCUUCCGCUCCGCAGGAAAGCGACGAUGACGAUGAGCUCAUCGAUGUCGUCGAGUCAGACGAUGAAGGUCAAAUACCUGACUACUUGGCCCCUCUCAGAGGUGAACUUGACCGUCUCCAUUCCGACGAUGAUGCCACAGAACCUCCAGCAUCUAUAAUCUCUCACCGCAAACUGGCCAACACCCCUCCCACAGUAACUGAGUACGUGCGACGAGGGUCGAGAAUAGCUUCAGAGGAAAUCGUUGUCAAAUCGAUUUCAGAUCUAUUGUCGUCUAUCGACCUUGUUGAAUUCGCAGAAGCAGAUGCUCCACCACUCGUUUUACGUUCGGAUGAAGAUCGCCUCACGAUCCUCCUCCGCAUCUUAAAUUCUGACAUACCGUCAGUGCGUUCUCUUACUCCAGAUGUCAUAACAUCGGUACUUGCUCUCAGAUGGGUGGUCAAUACGCUUCAUAGUCGUUGGCAGGAAACAGGAAGCAAAGACCGUGAAAAGGAGCGCUGGAGUAAAAACGAAGCUCGCUGCUUACUUUCCUCGUUUACAUCUUUAAACUCGGUUUCUCUUGGCGAUGUUGGCGACAGUGCUAUGCCUCCUAUUGAGGAUCGGAAUGUCCAACUUACUGCACAGAUAUUAAUGGCACUGGAAUCCAUUGAGCAGCUGUCUCAGUCACUGCUUCUUCUCGAUCGCGUUCCUGGAAAUGCGUAUCAAUUGUCCGGUAAACUGUUUCAUGGGCUUCUAACUGGGACGGCGCCCAUGCUUUCCACACUUCUUCACAGCAGCGUAUGGGCUGCAGUCGAAGAGGGUCUUUCUGAUUGCUUCCAAGAUGAAAGGGCAAAACGACCAAAAAAGCCCAAGGCAGCCAAGGUGCAAACGACCUCAAUUGCGACGAACGGCGCUCGGGCGAAUACGAAAAACAAGGGAUUGUUUUCGAUGUUAGGAGACCUCGAAGAUUGA